AUGGAAGGUAACCUUUGGGCAUCCGCGCCAUAUGGGCGUUCGUGUGCCAGCUGUGCCAAGUCCAAAUGUAAGUGUUUACUUUCAGAGACGAGUGGAAGUUGUUCAAGGUGUUUACGACUGGGCAAAGAAUGCCAACCUGCUAGUCGGGUUCGAAAGUCUAUUUCUGGACGUACUUCGGUGGCUGCAAAGACCGCACAGUUGGAGCGACGGCUAGAUGGACUAGUCACCCUUCUGCGAGCCACUGAGCCUACAUCUACAUCCAAUGCCAUCUUGUCUGAUCCGGAGCCCAGUAGUCUCCCCAGCCAUGGAGAGUCUCUCCCAGCCCCGACCGAUGGUACAGCAGCCGACGAAGAGAUUCUGAGUGAAUUUCGGCUGGAACAGCUGCCAUUCCUGCCCAUUGUGCAUAUCCCAGCUACUGCAACUGCCACCCAGAUGCGACAGGAAUCCCCAUUCCUCUGGCGUUGCAUAUCCACCCUAAAUCAGAAGAAUACCUCCCAGCAAACCACGCUACAUACAGAAAUCAAAGAAGUAAUCGCGAAGGCAUUGCUAGUUGAUUGUGACAGGAGUCUUGAUCUUCUGCAGGCCAUUUUGGUCUUCCUAGGGUGGAUCAGCUUUCAAUGUCAACCCCGUAAGGGAACAUUAGGGCCAUAUAUGCAAAUGGCAAUCAGUCUGGUGUUUGAUCUUGGGCUAAACAAGCCAACCUCACAAAACCCUAACAACAUGGCGCCAUCGCAAUGCUUCAAGGCCGGUCACAACUAUAUUAAGUCUUGGUUGUCACGGGUUCGGACCAUGAACGAACGAAGAGCGGUGCUCGGUUGUUUUCUUGUUAGCUCAUCAAUCUCCCAUUUCCUAGGCAGGGCUGAGUCCCUGCGAUGGACGCCGCACAUGAAGGAAUGCCUCGAUAUCCUGGCUGACAGCAAAGAAACGCCAAACGAUGCCCUCUUGGUGUACAUGACUCGGGCUUGUUUAAUUGCCGAUAACAUAAUGCGUGGACUUGGCCACGACUGCGACAUCCUGGCAGACGAUAAUGCACUUUCUCGAGCGCCCGUAAGAUUCUACAUCAAGGCGUUCCAGUCACAAUUUAUCGACCUCAGGGACCAAAUGCCGCCAGAUUUAUGCCAGAAUAAAGCUUUACAGUUGCAUCUAUAUUAUGCUGAAGCAAUGCUUUACGAGACCUGUCUGUCGAAACCCACUGGGGUAGACGGUGAUAUAGAUUUUACCCGGCUAGAUGACUUGUAUGCAUGUCUGUACGCAUUAAAGAAGUGGUUUCAGUUGAUUUUCGAUUUCCCUAUAAAGGCAUGGCUAUGUCUUCCGUCUACGAUUAUUCUCCCCGUAGCCCACUGUUUGGUCACCCUCUUCCGUCUCACCACGUUUGAGUAUCCAGGUUGGGAUGGAGCCACGGUUCGCCAAUCGCUUGAUGUUUUGUCCGUCACACAGCAAGUAGCGGACAAGUUCACCGAGGCAGCCGAGCAGGUAGGCCACCAGAACCAGGAUACUCUCGGCGCGUCGUUUUGUAGGGGCGCGAAAAUCACACUCACCUUACGAGCUAGGUGGGCAUCAAGGCUUCUGGAUAUGCAGCCAGCUUCUCUCGACAGCGUGGACAGUGUGAAAUCGCCGCCGCCGCCGCCGCCGCCUCCUGCUGAAUUUGACCAACAAUUUUUCGAUGCCUGGCUCUCAUUGCCAGACAUGGCCUUGUUAACAGAUUCUCUAAUGAUGGGCGGAUAACGAUGGCACAAUACAUACCUCUUUGACCGCAACGCCUAGUUAGAGCCUAUUAUAGAUCACUAAUGCUGUUUAGCCAUCAAAAACAUGUCAUAACUCUCCGCAGGGACUCUAUUUUUACUAUUUACACGUGGCUUCUUGGUAAUGCAC
Messenger RNA from Aspergillus ochraceoroseus IBT 24754, 1872 nucleotides. RefSeq names its product transcription factor domain-containing protein. Gene Ontology annotation, molecular function: transcription cis-regulatory region binding; zinc ion binding; DNA-binding transcription factor activity, RNA polymerase II-specific. Gene Ontology annotation, biological process: regulation of DNA-templated transcription. Lineage: Eukaryota; Fungi; Ascomycota; Eurotiomycetes; Eurotiales; Aspergillaceae. Bases 1 to 1725 code for a protein of 574 amino acids. The record is from RefSeq and is a predicted model, not a curated record. Gene Ontology annotation, cellular component: nucleus. The transcript has 5 exons.